Molecule: messenger RNA, 2334 nt
Organism: Clunio marinus
Lineage: Eukaryota; Metazoa; Arthropoda; Insecta; Diptera; Chironomidae
Source: the annotation of a GenBank genome assembly
AUUGUGACAAAGUUUCAGAAUCUCACCUUGUCGUUUUUGUGUUUCUUUUUCAAAUAACAGUUUGGAUUAUUAUUUUGAGUUUUUCUGUCCCCAAGCAUAGAGCAAUCAGUAUUAAAGUGCUUAAUAAAGUUCUUCGUGUCAUUUAUCUAUUGAAACGCGAGACCAAUCGUUUUCAUUUUAGCGUUAGUAAAGAAAUUGAGAAGUGAUUUUUAUUUCUGUAAUAAAUUUUACGCCGAUAUACAUCAAUCAGGAUUAAUUAUGUCGUCAGACAACAAACAAUUCUCGUCACUUGACACUGCUGGAUAUGUUGGAUUUGCCAAUUUACCUAAUCAAGUUCAUCGUAAAUCAGUGAAAAAAGGAUUCGAAUUUACUUUGAUGAUUGUCGGUGAAUCAGGCCUGGGAAAGUCGACUCUUGUCAAUUCAUUGUUUUUAACUGAUUUGUAUCCUGAAAGAGUUGUUCCUGAUGCUGUUGAGAAACAGAAACAAACUUUGAAGCUUGAUGCUUCGACAGUAGAGAUUGAAGAGCGUGGAGUGAAAUUACGUUUGACAGUUGUCGAUACGCCAGGCUUUGGUGAUGCCAUUGAUAAUUCAGACAGCUUCAGUGCCAUUUUAGAGUACAUUGAUGAACAAUAUGAGAGAUUCUUACGUGAUGAAAGUGGAUUGAAUCGUCGCAACAUUAUUGAUAACAGAAUUCAUUGUUGCUUUUAUUUUAUAUCGCCAUUUGGACAUGGAUUGAAACCUUUGGAUAUUGAAUUCAUGAAGAAGCUUCACUCGAAAGUUAACAUUGUUCCAGUCAUUGCAAAAGCUGAUGUCUUAACAAAGAAGGAAAUGAAUCGUCUUAAGAUUCGAAUUCUUGAAGAGAUCAAAGAAAAUGGCAUAAAAAUUUAUCCACUGCCCGAUUGUGAUUCUGAUGAAGAUGAAGAUUACAAGGAACAAGUGAGACAAUUGAAGGAAGCGGUUCCUUUUGCUGUCGUUGGAUCGACGACAUUGUUGGAAGUGAAGGGAAAGAAGGUUCGUGGGCGUUUGUAUCCAUGGGGCGUCGUUGAAGUUGAAAAUCCUGAACAUAAUGAUUUUAUCAAACUGCGAACGAUGUUGAUAACUCACAUGCAAGAUCUUCAAGAGGUGACACAAGAAGUUCAUUAUGAGAAUUAUCGAUCUCAACGUUUGGCAAAGUCUGUUCGACAAAAUGGCACGAAAACCACAAACGGAAAUGGUCAUUUGGCAAAGGAAGAAGUUUUUGACGACGUCGAUUCAUCGGAGAAAGAUCGAAUUUUAAAAGAAAAGGAGGCAGAACUUCGAAGAAUGCAGGAAAUGUUGGCACAAAUGCAAGCCAAAAUGCAACAAGCGCAGCAGUAAGAAAAGAAUUAAACACAAACAUUUCGAACUCGAAUAUAAAUUUGAAUCUCUUUCUUCAUGAGCUGGUGUCAUUAGAACAUCGCAGCUCUCAUUUCUUCCUCUUUUUCGAGAACUUCCUUUCGAAUAACUUUAAAAUUUUAAAUCCAUUUCAUUAAAUACAUGCGCGUAGGUGUUCAUUUCACUUUUUUUUCGUGCCAAUAAUUUUUUAUUUUUCUACAUUUUUCUUAUUUGCAAUGCUAGAAUGCAAUUUCCAAUUUCGAGAGACUAAAAGAAUAUUUUUUAAAGAUUUAAACUGUCACAAGACGAUUCCACGAUUAAACAUCUUUUGUGGUUUUACUUAAUUAAAGCAGAAAGAAAUCAUGCUUCAAUUGCGUUGCUUAUGAAAAGUAUUUAAACGUAUCGCAAAAUUUUCAGCGAAUUUAGCUUUUAAGAUUGAAAAAUAAUUUUUUUUCUCUUUUGAAUGAUCGAAAAUUUCAAUAAUUUGAUGAAUUUGAAGAGUAAAUUACCUAAUUUUAUUUGGGUUGGAGAUAUGGAAUUAACAAUGAUUGAUUGUAAGAAGUUAACACCAGACCACCGAGUAAAAUAAGUCAACUUAAUAAACAUUAAAAGUUAACAAUUUUACUGAAAUUUAAUCUUAAAUUUGAUCUGACAAAACCAAAGGUUUGACUUAAGCUCGUUUGAUUUUCACCGGUGUUUGAUUUGACCGCCCAACUGCGCUCCUCAAGAAAAUCUAAAACGAAUCAAACCCUGGACAAAACUUUCACGCAAUUUCCUUUAAAUUCAUCAAAUUAUUGAAAAGCUUAUCAAAAGAAAAUAUUUUUAAGAUCAUUUUUAACAUAUAUCAAUGAUUGCGAUAAUCAUUAAAAAUUGCAUUAUCUACAUAUAUUUUUUCACAUGAUAUCGAAUAAAACAUAAACCAAUAUUGAGUCAUAAAGAAAUCAAAUUUCUUUCAACUUUUUGUCUAUUUCUAUCAUUCAC